AUGGGUUCGUACAAGUCAUCACAAGCACCCGGAAAUGGAGCGACAGACCAACACCAAAGGAUCGAGCUAAAACAGACUGGCCCGCAUUCGACGAAGAUGAAAUCGAAGUUCGACUCAUCGAACCAAAAGAACAACACGACGGCCAUGACCAUGAACCCACCCCCCAACGCCUCAGUAUCAACAUAUGCCUCCACGACCCGCUCAACAGCAGAGCUCCAAGAAGAAGCAGAACAACAGCAACAGCAACAAAUCAAAACAGAAGAACAACUUUACGAAGUCGACGACAGACAAGAAAAUUUCCCAACAGAUGCCCUAGCCUCAACGCCCUCCUCCUUCGCAGGCCUCUUCCCUUCUUCAAGAAGACUACUCAUUCGCCAUGACGACGCAACGAUAGAUGGAAAUAUGAAUCUGCGCGUCGACACGGUUGUGCCUUGUCGCGCCGGCUAUCAGCAGGACGUCAUCCUCUUUCAUCUGCGCAUGUACGACCUCUUCUCGCGCAAGUUUUCCUUCCGCAGAUAUUGUCGCGAUUCUGGCCGCGAGGUAUGCCACUCCGCGCGCAAAGAAGCCGUCUCACACCACGCCGAUCACCAGCGUCGUCGUCGCUCGCUGAGUAGUGUCCUCGCCAGUCUCCGUCCCGGCUCGAGCUCGAACGGAGGUCAUCACUCGGCAAACUCGCCCCAAGAUUUGAAGCGGCAGGAUUCGGGGUACGAGGCUGGGAUGGAUUCAUUUGAUCUGGACGAUCCCGGUUAUGACCAUGGCGUGGAGAAUGGGCAUGGGCAUGGUCGUGGAGGACAACCACCACUUACCGAGACGAUUCUGUUGGAAUUCUCUAAUUACGCGCAUGUCGAGCUUAGACGGCGUGGGACGGGCGCGACGAAGAAAUACGAAUAUGAGUACUGGUCGACGAAGUAUCAGUGGCGCCGGGAAUACAGGAGAGAAGGAGAUCUUCGGGAAGUUUCAUACUAUCUUGUUGAUAUGCGUUCGUCGAAGACGAUUGCACAUAUGGUUCCGGAAAUCAUGACACCACUUGAGGCUGUUGAGGAGGAGAGUAAGGGUGGUUGGGUGCCGCCUUGUUCGAUGUGGAUUAACGAUUCUUCGAUUUAUGAGAGAAUGCCUGAUGUUGCCGAUGUGAUUGUCGCGACAGGACUAGUGGCUCUCGUGGAUGAUUGCAUACGCCGUCGCUGGCACCAAGAGCAUCGACCUACAUGGUCCCUCCCCCGCACGCUCCUUGACUAG
Penicillium waksmanii is the source of this 1236-nucleotide messenger RNA. RefSeq lists its product as uncharacterized. Lineage: Eukaryota; Fungi; Ascomycota; Eurotiomycetes; Eurotiales; Aspergillaceae. The record is from RefSeq and is a predicted model, not a curated record. Bases 1 to 1236 code for a protein of 411 amino acids. The transcript has 3 exons.